Messenger RNA from Cuscuta campestris, 2612 nucleotides. The record is from the annotation of a GenBank genome assembly. NCBI's taxonomy places the organism in Eukaryota, Viridiplantae, Streptophyta, Magnoliopsida, Solanales, Convolvulaceae.
CACUACCAUCCUUUAGCCAAUUGGACCUGGUAACACAAGAGCUGUCAGUCCCCACACUUAUGCAAAAUAAAGAGAAUGAUUUCCAUUUUCCCACUCUUUCAGAGGCAAAGGAAUAUGUGGCAAAAACAACCAGACAAAUACCCCUCUCCCACAGCUUUAUCUCUCUCUGGAUUUUCAUCAAGGGAAAAUCCUCUCAAUAUCAUUAGCUAUAGAGGGUCCAUGGAUGACUGCCUACACAACAUUAACCCUGACUUGGGUCUUAACCCACCUGGUCAGGGGGAGGGACCAUCUUCUUCCUCCUACUUGGACUCAGGGGAAUAUGGAACUCACUCAGAUGAUGGUAAAUUUGAGGAAAUUAGAGAUACCUCUUCUGUUGAGCCAGUUAAUUUCAGAACUCCAUCAAAGGAUUCCUCAUCUUUAUCCAUCCCAAAGACUAAGAAGAAAAAACAAAGCAGGGGUAAAGUCUUUAGAAGGCUUGACAGGGCAGUGGUCAAUGAAGUCAUGUUGGAAAAUUAUGAUGAUAUUACUGUGACUCACAUUAACAGUACCACCUCAGACCAUAAACCUGUGCUACUUCAAUGUAUUAAGAAUAAUCAUGACGGGCCCAAACCAUUCAGAUUCUUUAAUAUUUGGUUGAAUCACCCUAACUUCAUGAAGACUCUCAAAGAUUUCUGGAGCUCUCAAACCUGUUUUGGGGGUAUGACAGGGCUGGCUCACAAACUCAAAGGGCUCAAGGUUAUUCUUAAAGAAUGGAACAAAGAUGUCUUUGGUAGGGUGGAGAAUAAUAUCAAAAAGGCAGAACUCAUAGCAACUUCAGCACAAGAAAGGUUUGAGAAUGAUCCCUCGGCAAAUAAAGCCAAAGCUGAUCUCAUUUUGGCUACUGAAAAUGAGAUCAACUACUGGAAGCAAAAAGCUAAUAUCAACUGGAUGAAAGAAGGUGACAGUAAUUCCAAUUUUUUCCAUUCAUAUGUUAAAGGCAGGAGAAUCAAAUCCACAAUCAGAACCAUUGAUAAUAAUAAUGGGGAUCCUAUCAACAAUUCUGUGGAAAUCCAAAAAUUGGCAGUUGAUCAUUUCUCCCAGCUUUUCUGCAGCAAGAAAAAUAUCAAUCUUGAUCCUAUCAAGGAAUACUUGGAAGUAAGAGUGACAGAGGCCGACAACCUGGAGUUGACUAAAGUCCCUACUGGAGAGGAAAUUAAGGAAGUGGUCUGGAACCUGAAUCCUGAUAGUGCUCCUGGUCCGGAUGGUUUCAAUGGAAAUUUCUUCAAAUCCUGCUGGGAUACUGUCAAGGAAGACAUUAUCAGUGCCUCCCAAGAAUUUUUUUUAGGGAUCCCUGUCCCCAGAAGUUAUGGAAGUACUUUCUUAACCUUAAUCCCCAAAAAGGAGGACCCUAAAAAUUUCAGUGAUUACAGACCCAUUUCUCUUUCCACUUUCAUGAGUAAGAUUAACACAAAGAUUCUGGCCAAUAGACUCCAAAAGAUUCUCCCUAAGAUCAUAUCUUUUGAGCAGACAGGAUUUCAACAGAAUAAGGGCAUUGAAGAACAGAUUCUACUCACUGAAGAAAUGGUUCACAAGAUUGACAACAAGACAAGAGGGAGAAAUAUUAUCAUAAAGCUGGAUAUGGCCAAGGCUUUUGAUAAUAUGGAAUGGGAUUUUAUCACAUUUGUUCUACAGUCUUUGGGAUUCUCUAAGAAGGCCUGUGAUCUUCUUAUGGCUAACCUUUUUGCUACUCACAUCUCUAUUCUUAUUAAUGGUAGUCCAUGUGGCUUUUUUAAGAUGCAAAGGGGUGUCAAGCAGGGGGAUCCUCUUUCUCCUCUACUAUUCAUUAUUGCCAGUGAAGGUUUGAGCUGUAUUCUCAACCAAUCAAUGAAUAAAGGUAUCAUUCAUCAUUAUAACACUGGAAGGGAUCUGAUUGUCAGCCAUUUGGGCUUUGCUGAUGACAUUAUAAUCUUCACUAAAGGAGAUGGGGCUAAUCUUAAAAAAUUGGUGAGCCUUUUGAAGGUCUACCUAGAUGCAUCUGGCCAGGUUAUAAAUUACUCUAAAAGUAGAUUUUAUUGUGGUAAAAAAUGCUCCAGUUCAGAUAUUAACAAAAUGGGGAGAAUUCUGGGAAUGCAACAUGGUCAAAUUCCCUUUAGAUAUCUUGGGGCACCUAUAUGUAAAGGGAUCUUGAGAAAGGAGGAUUGUAAGGAGCUGAUCAACCAUUUUGAUUUCUACCUUCAUAACUGGUUUAGCAAGACUCUUAAUCAAAUGGGUAGAGUGGUUCUUAUCAAACAUGUUCUUUCAGCCAUUCCUCUACACAUUCUUGCAGUACAUACCCUUCCUAAUUCUGUCAUCAACAGUAUUCACAGAAAAAUGAAUAAUUUCCUUUGGGGCCACAACAAGGACAAACCCAAAUACCACUAGAAAGCCUGGGAUAUGAUCUGUCUUCCAGAGAUUGAGGGUGGGCUUGGAAUCAGAAACUUAAAGGAGGUUCAGAAUGCCUAUUCUAUUAAGCUAUGGUGGAAAUAUCAUAAUGAGGACAGCAAACGGGCCAAUUUCAUGAGAAAUAAAUAUGGAGCUACAUUUAGAACUGAAAGGCUUACAGAUUCUACAGUUAAGAAAAGAAUUUGCAGAAU